AUGUCUGCCGAGUACCAAAACCAGGACCCCCUCAAGCUCGCCCAGCAGGCCGAGAGAGAUCUCAACUCCUACGGUGCUAAGCAGGGCCAAGCCACCAGCGACAGCGCCCUUGAGUCUGGUGUUGAUGAGAGCGUUACCAACAAGUUCCCUGGUGCCGAAGUCAACGUUGGAAGCACUGGUGCCUCCAACAACCAAAGAAUCCCUCUGAGCGAGGGUAACGACAUCGAUCCAUCCACUGGCAAGCCCUUCAAGGCUGGCGCAUUCGAGGGUGUCGGAGGUCCCGAAGACAAGGCUCGUUUGAAUGCCCAGGACAACGGCGGUGAUGACUCAAUCCGCUCCAACAUCCGCAACUAA
This is a messenger RNA of Aureobasidium melanogenum CBS 110374, 354 nucleotides long. RefSeq lists its product as uncharacterized. The coding region runs from base 1 to 354 and encodes 117 amino acids. The record is from RefSeq and is a predicted model, not a curated record. The transcript is spliced from 3 exons. NCBI's taxonomy places the organism in Eukaryota, Fungi, Ascomycota, Dothideomycetes, Dothideales, Saccotheciaceae.